This is a messenger RNA of Nomascus leucogenys (northern white-cheeked gibbon), 1582 nucleotides long. RefSeq lists its product as uncharacterized. The record is from RefSeq and is a predicted model, not a curated record. Lineage: Eukaryota; Metazoa; Chordata; Mammalia; Primates; Hylobatidae. The coding region runs from base 107 to 520 and encodes 137 amino acids. The transcript has a single exon.
CCGCCGCCUCCUCACCUGGCCAUUGGUGCGGCCCGUUCCCGGCGGCGAGAGAAAGCAGGCGCGCUCCUUGCGCCACGCCACACCGUCCGGCCCCCCUCGGGCCGCAAUGGUGGGCUCCGCGCGGCUGGGUCCGGCACCCUUGACCCUCUUUGUAACCACCGCGGCGGGCACCCAGGGAGUUCGAGCAACGAAGUUGGUGACCUACCCCGCUCCCAGGCAGUUUGCUGUUGGGGCUUUCACGGCUGCUGGAAGGGCAUGGCUGUUUGCCCCAUCACUGGGCGCCAGCUUCUCAAAGCUACGUUCACAGCAACGCAGUAGGGACUUUUGCGGCAGGCUUUUUUUAAGAGCUGAAAGAAGGGCGGGAGGGUUUACGUCCUCGGGUGAUGAUUUCCUCACUAGACAACGAAGUAUCUGUUGGGAAACUCCAGGUGACCGCACCUCCUUCCGACAGUUCGCCCCGGGGCAAGUUUACCAGCUGCGUCAGAAAGCAGGUUUGCAAAAUCCUUGGAGAACGGCCUGAGCUAAGGACUGGGGUUAGGAGAGUUUUAAACACAUUCUCAUUUUCUUGCAAUCAUAUCUCUUGAAAGUUUUAAUAUUUUCCCCAAUAUUUUUCUGAGUUGCUAUAACCAAUGAAAACAAUGCUGGUGUAGACGUCCACCAGCCAAUGCUUUAUUGGAAGUCAACGAAUGAGACCGAGGGUGGCCCAUAGUCGAUCUCGGCACGCGGGAAUGUGAACCUCUUCCAAGGUCUGGGCGAGUCCCUAGAGUUAUGCAGAUGAAGAACAUUGGCCCUCGAGAAUCUCACACCAGCAAAGAAGAGCACAACGAAGCGCAAACUACUUAUGAUCAUUGUGGCUUUGGGCAAGUUGUUGUAGCUCCCAACAACAAUUUCUUCACCCAGAGUGCAGCAAUAAAUGAUACUGGUGCUGCAGGGCAGCUAAUAAGCUUCUGAAUAAUAUGUGCAAAGUAGCUGGCACCAUGAGCAGAACUCAGUAUACUGUCACUGAAGAAAUAGCUUAUUUAAUGCAUUUUUCAUAUGUGCAAGUAAAAGUUUGACUUUUAAUUUUAGGGAAAGCCUCACCUACGGAAUGCCCUUUUUAAAUUUCUUUUUAAAUUAUACUUUAAGUUCUGGGAUACAGGUGCAGAACGUGCAGGUUUGUUACACAGGUAUACAUGUGCCAUGGUGGUUUGCUGCACCCAUCAACCCUUCAUCUAGGUUUUAAGCCCCGCAUGCAUUAGUUAUUUGUCCUAAUGCUCUCCCUCCCCUUGUCCCCCCACCCCCAACAGGCCUCGGGGUGUGGUGUUCCCCUCCCUGUGUCCAUAUGUUCUCAUUGUUCAACUCCCACUUACGAUGAGAACAUGCAGUGUUUGGUUUUCUGUUCCUGUGUUAGUUUGCUGAGAAUGAUAGUUUCCAGCAUCAUCCAUGUCCCUGCAAAGGACAUGAACUCAUUCUUUUUUAUGGCUGCAUGGUAUUCCAUGGUGUAUAUGUGCCACAUUUCCUUUAUCAUUGAUGGGCAUUUGGGUUGGUUCCAAGUCUUUGCUAUUGUGAACAGUGCUGCAAUAAACAUACGUUUGUAUGUGUC